Molecule: messenger RNA, 4979 nt
Organism: Tachyglossus aculeatus (Australian echidna)
Lineage: Eukaryota; Metazoa; Chordata; Mammalia; Monotremata; Tachyglossidae
Gene: FCHO2
Product: FCH and mu domain containing endocytic adaptor 2
Exons: 28
Coding region: 48-2825 (925 amino acids)
Biological process (GO): clathrin-dependent endocytosis; clathrin coat assembly; synaptic vesicle endocytosis
Cellular component (GO): clathrin-coated pit; cytoplasm; clathrin-coated vesicle
Source: RefSeq, a predicted model, not a curated record
GGCGGCAGCGGGGGAACCAGGGCGGCGGCGGCUGCGGCGGCUGCAGGAUGGUCAUGGCGCAUUUCGUGGACAGCUUCUGGGGGGAAAGGAACAGUGGCUUUGAUGUUCUUUACCAUAACAUGAAACACGGACAGAUAUCAACAAAAGAACUAGCAGAUUUUGUAAGAGAAAGGGCUACAAUAGAGGAGACCUACUCAAGGUCAAUGACAAAACUAGCUAAAUCAGCAAGUAAUUAUACACAACUUGGAACAUUUGCACCAGUGUGGGACGUCUUCAAAACGUCAACGGAGAAAUUAGCAAGCUGCCAUUUGGAGCUUGUUCGAAAAUUGCAAGAACUCAUAAAAGAAGUCCAAAAGUAUGGAGAUGAGCAAGUAAAAUCUCAUAAAAAGACUAAAGAAGAAGUUGCAGGGACUCUGGAAGCUGUGCAAAGCAUCCAGACCAUAACUCAGGCUCUUCAGAAAUCCAAGGAAAAUUACAACGCCAGGUGUGUAGAACAGGAACGUUUGAAAAAGGAAGGAGCUACCCAGAGAGAAAUAGAAAAGGCCGGAGUAAAAUCAAAAAAAGCAACAGAUGCCUAUAAACUCUAUGUGGAAAAAUAUGCUUCGGCAAAAUCUGAUUUUGAACAAAAAAUGACAGAAACUGCACAGAAAUUUCAAGAUAUUGAAGAAACUCAUCUCAAACACAUUAAAGAAAUUAUUGAAUCUCUGUCCAAUGCUGUAAAGGAAAUUCAUUUACAAAUAGGCCAGGUCCAUGAAGAAUUUAUAAAUAAUAUGGCAAAUACCACAGUUGAAAGUUUAAUACAAAAAUUUGCUGAGUCAAAAGGCACUGGGAAGGAGAGACCUGGUCUUAUUGAAUUUGAAGAGUGCAACACCGCCAGCGCAGUUGAAGGAAUAAAACCAAGGAAAAGAAAAACUUUUGGUUUGCCAGGCAUAAUUAAGAAGGACAAAGAUGCAGAAUCUGUGGAAUGUCCAGAUGCAGAUUCAGUUAACAUUCCUGAUGUUGACGAGGAAGGGUAUAGCAUUAAACCAGAAGCAAAUCAGAAUGAUACCAAAGAGAACCAUUUCUACUCAAGCAGUGAUUCUGAUUCUGAAGAUGAAGAACCAAAGAAGUUCCGCAUCGAAAUCAAACCUAUGCAUCCAAACAACUCUCAUCAUAACAUGCCCUCUUUGGAUGAAUUAAAAGUAUCGAUAGGAAAUAUAACUCUUUCUCCGGCAAUAUCCAGGCACAGUCCGGUGCUAACGAACCGGAAUUCACCUAGUGAAGAAUUAACAAAAUCAAAGCUUUCUGCUCCAUCCAAUGAGAAGGGAAACAGUGACUUGCUGGCCUGGGAUCCACUCUUUGGACCAUCUCUUGAUUCAUCUUCCUCCACAUCAUUGACUUCAUCGUCAUCAGCACAAUCUGUCCCUUUUCAAAAAAGUUCUCUUUCUUCCUCUUGCCUCCUGUCUAAAGACUGCACAGCUCAUUUCACCUGCACCUCAGCCGCCCUUAAAGAGCAGAAUAGGAACUCCUCUUCCUCUCCCACUGAUUUGCCUGGGUGUAACAUAGCUGAAUCUUUUCUUGGAGACGAGUCAGAUUCCGAUCCUAGAAGCCCUUCGCCUGCCUUUUCUGCUAACUCAGUGUCCAGCCCUGAUGUCACCCCAGCAGCAUCAGAGAGCACGGCUAUGCUAUCCUUUGCUUCAUGGUCUCAAAGUCAGUGGAUUUCCUUUUCUGAUGAACUUGUAACCAUCAAGCACCCAGCCAGGCCCACGACACCUCUUUCAGUCGGCACCAUCGUUCCGCCCCCGAGGCCCGCGUCCAGACCAAAGCUGACAGCCGGCAAACUCAGCGGGAUUAACGAAAUACCCCGGCCUUUCAGCCCACCGGUGACGUCAAACGCCAGUCCUCCUCCUGCCGCCCCGCUAGCCCGUGCAGAGAGUACAUCCUCGAUAUCUUCCUCUGCUUCGCUGAGUGCAGCAAAUACACCCACCAUUGGUGUCUCGCGCGGCCCCAGCCCCGUGAGCCUCGGCAGUCAGGACACCUUACCCGUGGCCGUGGCCCUCACCGAAUCCGUCAACGCCUACUUUAAAGGGGCAGACCCGUCCAAGUGCAUUGUGAAAAUAACUGGUGACAUGACGGUGUCUUUUCCAAGCGGAAUCAUUAAAGUCUUCACCAGCAACCCAUCCCCGGCCGUACUUUGCUUCAGGCUAAAAAACACAAACAAACUGGAGCAGAUUCUCCCCAAUUCCCAACUUGUGCACAGUGAUCCAGCCCAGUGUGACUCCAGCACAAGAGAUUUUUGGAUGAACAUGGCGGCUGUCACGGUCUACCUCAAGAAGCUUUCUGAGCAGAAUCCAUCAGCUUCCUAUUAUAAUGUGGAUGUGCUCAAGUACCAGGUCACAUCCAACGGCAUCCAGUCGACCCCUCUGAACCUGGCGACCUACUGGAAGUGUAACGCGAGCACAACGGAUCUGCGCGUGGACUACAAGUACAACCCGGCGGCCGUGCCUGCCGCCAGCGUGCUGACCAACCUCCAGGUGGUGGUCCCCGUGGACGGAGGGGUCACCCACAUGCAGUCCCUCCCCCUGGCCCGAUGGAAUGCGGAACAGAUGAAAGCUUUUUGGACACUGUCCGGUGUUUCAGAAAAGUCCGAAAACGGGGGUUCGGGCUCUCUGCGGGCCAAGUUCGACCUGGCGGCGGGGCCCAGCAGGCCGACGACCCUGGCGGUGCAGUUCGUCAGCGAGGGCGGGACGCUCUCAGGCGUGGACAUGGAGCUCGGCGGCCCUGGCUACCGCCUGUCCCUGCUCAAGAAGCGCUUUGCCACUGGGCGCUACUUGGCAGACUGCUGACGGACCCGUGAGAGACCGGUGGAGGGAGGAGCUCGCGCACGCGAGAGAGAGAGAGGUCCUCCUGCAUAUUAUCUUGACCUUCCUUCAAACACUAUCGUCCCGUGUAGUAGAUGUCUUUUAAUCUUUGAACUAUUUUGGAGCUGACUACAGAACCUUAAAAAUGCACUUUCAAAGAAGGCAUUUGAAAGAAAUAGCACUGAAGCGAUCUUCAACACUGUCUGGAAAAGUUCCACUGCAAUAUUCAGGAAAACCAUUUACUCACCUCCCCCCGUUCGAUGAAGCUGACGUAGGCGGAAGAUCCAAGUGGGAACCGGUAGCUGGGUGGAGCAGCAGCAGCAGCUGUAGAGCCUGGGGGAGAACGAGCACAGAAGUCAGAGCCUGGCGGAGGCCACUGGGAGAAGAGGCCGCGUUCGGCCUCGGCUCCCCUGCCCGCUCCACUCUGUCCCCUGUCCUCCGUGCGCUGGGACACGGUCAGUUCGCAGGGCGGAAGGAGCGGCUGGCAUCACGAGAGGGAUGACUUGGUUCCCCCUCCCACCCCGUGACCCACAUUAGUUACAGUAAGGGUAAAUGGGGUUAUGGAAACAUGAUUUUAAAAUCCUCAAGUGCAAUGUGUUUAAAAAUAAGCUGGCAAAGGACAGCAGAGAGACUUGCUUCUGCAGUGAACUUUAUGGAAGUUGUAAUUGUUUUGAUGAAUUGAUGCUGUAGAUUUAAUUUAUUUUUAUAUGGAAUGCAUAACGUGUGCCUUUUUUAAAACCCGUGCCUGUCCCAUUUUGUGUUCAUUGAAUGUGCCUCACUUCCUCUUUCCAAGCCCUGUCUGAGCAGCCAGCGGGAGCCAGGGUAGGGAGGCGGCUGAUACAGUCACGGAGGAGACUUCCUGGGGGGGUUUACAAUUCCAGACCCUUCAGAGACACAGAAGCCACCAUACUCACGGACUUCAGCAGGCAGCUUGGGGAAAUGAUCCCAGGCGCGUGGCAGCGGGGGCUUCGUCCACCUCCUGGGGUCUGCCAGCGAGGCGGCAGGAGCGUCUUGCACACCGUCCGGGCCCAGCGCGCGGAACCGGCUGAGGAAGCCGUUUGGGCGGGUGCAGCUGCAGGCCACAGGACUGAAGUCGGGGAAGUAGUUUGGAGUGGCAUGGUGGUAACAAUGCUCACAGCAAGUUACCAACUUUAGAAACUCACUCCGACCCAUGCUGGGGCGAAACGAGUCCUGAUCGAAUGCAAAAAUCAGAGGUUGGCAGGCAAAAAUCAUACAGCAGCCUGCAUGGGCGAGUUUCCGCUCGAAGGUAAGACAGCGGUCAUUAUUCUGGGUGUAAUGAUUCGUACGAAACCACUAAUGAGACUGGUUUUCUACGCUCUAGAAAAAUGAAGGCCCUUGCCUUUCAGCCCUUCUUAGGUAAACCGUUCAGAUAGUCCACUCAACACACACACACACAAAAAAAAUCACCAUUGAGCACUGUCUAGUACUGGAUCUGCUCUUUUUCAGUGUACCGAGUUAUAUCGGACUGGAGCAAUACAUAGGACUUAACUUACAGUCUUUACCGUAUGGUAAGCAUUAACUCUAGAAUUUCUAACAUAUUGUACUCUUUUAAAGGCCAAUUACAGUCUCUUACUGGCAUCUUAACGGUAAUCUGCUUUGCAAUCAAACUGUUGAAUCUGGCAGGUGAUAUUUUAUUAUAUGGGGCUCCAGACGCCAUUGUUCUUGCUCUGUCGUUUAACCGAGUAUCACGUAAACCUUCGUAAACUUUCUCAAUUAGCGACAUGGUUAAGUUUCAGCACUUUUGAAACGGCAGCGGGCCUUCAUUCUGAGUGUUGAUGAAUAAUCUGUAAUGGGUGCAGAUUCCAAUUCUGAAGCCAUACAAGUUUAUAGAGCUCUUUUCCUAAGCGAAUCCAGAAACGGUGCAAAGAAACUAGUAGACAUUCAAUGAUUAAAUGUAUUAGCAAGCUGGUUCUUGCUUAUGUAUACACAGUGAUAGGUUUUGUAGCUGCCUCUUAACCAAGAAUUUGUAUGUGCAGAACUCUAACAAAUCUGAGUUUUUAUGGAUUGUAAACAAUACAAAUUUAUCUUACAAAAAUUUGUACAUAUUUUUGAUUUUUUUUUUCAUAAAAUGUAAAUUUUACAUAAGCUGCACCCUUAAUAAACAUGUAAUAUAUAAUU